CCGGGAUAAGUUGGGAAAUUUAUUCUUUCCCCCAUUUUGUGAAAGACCCGCAAGCCUCUUCAACUUGCAGAAGGAAGUGAAUUAAUGGGCGCGGAGGUGGAUCAAGCAGAGAACCGUACCCAACUGGAAGCAACGUCGGAUAUUGUUGAUGCGUUGCUUGAGGCUGCUAGAUAUGAUGAUAUUGAUGACAUUAGAAGCUUAGCAUCUGAAGGGGUUUCUCUGGAUUCCAAGGAUUCACUGGGCCGAACAGCACUUCAUAUGGCUGCUGCAAAUGGGAAUCUUGAUAUUGUGGAGUAUCUUAUCAGCCAAGGAGUGGAUCUCAAUGCCUCUAAUGAGGAGAAGAAUACACCUCUCCACUGGGCUUGCCUCAAUGGUUGUAUUGAGGUGGUUAAGAAAUUGAUUCUUGCUGGAGCAAGUUUAAGCACUCUAAACUGCCAUGAACGGACUCCAAUAGAUGAAGCUGUUAGUCAAGGAAAAAUGGAGAUUGUUGAUGCAAUCAAUGCAUCUGUAGCACAACUGGAGCUUGCUGGUGUUCAGGUUUCAUAACACAGGAAGUUCAAGAUAACUCACAGGUUGAUACUUCUACAGCUACAGGUGUUACAAGCUUAUAGUUCAAUUAUUUGGCUUUACAACUGUAUUUGAUGCCCUUUAUUUUGGGGUCAAGGCUUGCAAUUCGUAAUUUAUUAGUUAUUUAGCUUUGGUCCAUCAAAUUUUCAAUAUGAUUUAUGUAGGAUGUCAAAGAAGGCUGUUUCUUUUCUUGACCUGAUGGUUUUGUGAAGCAUCUUGAAUUAUGCUUGAAACUAACCUAGUGAUGCAAAAUGGAAGAAUAAAGAUAGAGAUCCUGAGUCUUCAGUCUCUCAGGAUUCAUCUAUGUGAACUUAGUCCUAUAUAUUGGCUAUGUAAUUUAGAGUGAAGGCGGAACUGUUACCCUUUGAAAUAACAACCGUCUGAUGAGAUGCAUAUGUAUGAGAGAAUCAUUAAUUUUAUGUUGCUUCGGAUGGGAAUUCUCAUUCUUUUUGAAUAA
Molecule: messenger RNA, 1024 nt
Organism: Manihot esculenta (cassava)
Lineage: Eukaryota; Viridiplantae; Streptophyta; Magnoliopsida; Malpighiales; Euphorbiaceae
Product: putative ankyrin repeat protein RF_1087
Exons: 6
Coding region: 85-546 (153 amino acids)
Molecular function (GO): protein binding
Source: RefSeq, a predicted model, not a curated record